CUCAACGGUGACCCAUUCGCCAAAAAGUUCUUGAUCUUGGGAGCCGAUCGACAGAUAGGGCAAGAAGAAAGAACGGGAAAAUGGUCGAACAGGUGGAACCAUGCCUCGCCAUCUUUGUCGUCACCCCAAACUCCCCUCUCCUCUUGUCCUCGUCCCCGUAGCAUCAAGACAAUGUGGCUGGUCAUGCCGCGCACUAGAUGACAAGGGGAGAGGCUUGGAGCCAUCGGAGCAGGUCCGCCCCGCGCAUCCCCCUUUCGCUUGCUCUCUCCCCCAGAGAAGAGACAAAACCACAAGGAGUGGUGUUUUUGUUUUGUUGAGGCGCCGUUGGCGACUUGCGAGGCCACGGAAUAAAGCGGCCACGCUGAUUCCCUCGCUAUCGGACAAGGCUCCAAACCCUGGUCAUAAUUUAAGGGGGGCGGAGGCCUCCGGACGAGGACACGGAAGCGGUGCGGACAAAAGGCUUCGCUUUUGUCGCCAGCGCCACCGGAGGCGUUUAGCUGCUGUGCUUUUAUGACCGGCUUUGGCUUUUGAGGGGGACGGCAGAGAGACUUGUGUGGCCCGGAAGGGAGGGCAGGGUCGUUGCAUAUCUUAGCAAAUCUCCCGUGGAGAAGGACAGCUUCCUACCGUCUCAGGUGGCGAGCUUUUGGAUCCGUUGUCACGGGAGGCUUGUUGGAGAGAUCGUAAUCCUUCGAGCUGGCCGUCUUUUUCUGCUGCAACAAGCUUGAUCCUUCCUCAGCCUACUUCCUGCUCGACGAAAUUCCCCUGCUUUUCCCACCUCUUCCGAGUCUUGCUCUGAUGGCUUCGGCCGUUAGCUUGUGUUGAGUCUGGUCCUCUGUUUGCGGCCAGUGCUUUGCUGUCGACGCCUGCAUCGAGUGGGCGAUGGCGCCUUUGAUGGCCAACGUAGUGCAAGACGAAGGGUCGUCCUCGGUGACCUCGUCCCCUCUCAAGACCUUCUCCCUGAUGUCUCUCUCCCCUCCCUCCCUGUCGCCCUACUCACCGUGGCUCCGCGAGCUUAAGUCCGACGAGCGCGGCCUCUGCCUCAUCCACCUCCUCCUCAACUGCGCCAACCACGUCGCCGCCGGCAGCAUCGACCGCGCCAACGCCUUCCUGGAGCAGAUCGCCCUGCUUGCCGCCCCCGAUGGCGACGCCAUGCAACGCAUCGCCUCGCACUUCACCGAGGCCCUCGCCCGCCGCGCCCUCCGCCUCUGGCCGGGCCUCUACCACGCCCUCGACUCCACCCGCGCCGUCGUCCUGCCUCUCGCGGAGGCCGCCGCGGCCCGCCGCCAUUUCCUCGACCUCUGCCCCUUCCUCCGCCUGUCGUAUGUUGUCUCCAACCAGGCGAUCAUGGAGGCGAUGGAGGGCGAGAGGGUGGUCCACGUCGUCGACCUCAACGCGUCGGACCCCACCCAGUGGAUCUCCCUCCUCCAAGGGCUACGGGCACGGCCGGAGGGCCCGCCGCACUUGAAGAUCACCGGCGUACACGAGCACAAGGAGCUGCUCAACCACACGGCCGCGCGCCUUUCGGAUGAGGCCGAGCGGCUCGACAUCCCGUUCCAAUUCAACGCCGUGGUGAGCAGGCUUGACAACCUCGACGUCGAGAGCCUCCGCGUCAAGACCGGGGAGGCGUUGGCCAUCAGCACAGUCCUCCAGCUGCAUUCCUUGCUCGCAAGCAACGACGGCGCCGGCGACCCGCGGCAGGCACAAAGAACUGCGCCAGUCAGCCAGCUGACCUUAGGGGAUUACUUCGAGAAGGACCACGUCGCGAACGGAUACAGCCCGAGCACGGAGUCGGCGCUGUCAUCGCCGUUCGCACCGGCAUCGUCGCCGGCGAGGAUGGAGAGCUUCCUGGCAUUGCUGUGGGGUCUGUCGCCCAAGAUCAUGGUGGUGACGGAGCAGGAGUCCAACCACAACGUGCCGGCGCUGAACGAGCGGUUCGUGGAGGCUCUCUUCUACUACGCCGCCCUGUUCGACUGCCUGGACUCGACGGUGCCGAGGCAGUCCGUCGAGCGGCUGCGGGUGGAGAAGAUGCUGUUGGGUGAGGAGAUCAAGAACAUCAUCGCGUGCGAGGGGUGGGAGAGGAAGGAGCGGCACGAGAAGCUGGAGAGGUGGGCGCAGAGGAUGGACAUGGCCGGGUUCGGACCGCUGCCUCUCAGCUACUACGGCCUCCUGCAAGCGAGGAGGCUGCUGCAGAGCUUCGGCUGCGAGGGUUACAAGGUGAAGGAGGAGAACGGGUGCUUCCUGUUGUGCUGGCAGGACCGACCGCUCUUCUCCAUUGCAGCAUGGAGGUGCAAACGCUACGAUUGACUUUGUUUCCUCAUUUCUUCUUCUUCUUCUUCUUCUUUAGUGUUCCCUAUCCAUUUCCUCCAGAAAUGUUGUACAUGUAUAUGAUCUUUUUGGCCCUCUUCAAUGCACAACUGUUUGGGAAACAGGAUGUGUAUGUGCUGCAUCAAAUUUUGUUCUUCCUCUGUUUCUGUUU
This is a messenger RNA of Musa acuminata AAA Group (dessert banana), 2476 nucleotides long. RefSeq names its product scarecrow-like protein 3. The transcript has a single exon. Gene Ontology annotation, molecular function: DNA-binding transcription factor activity; sequence-specific DNA binding. Bases 880 to 2304 code for a protein of 474 amino acids. NCBI's taxonomy places the organism in Eukaryota, Viridiplantae, Streptophyta, Magnoliopsida, Zingiberales, Musaceae. Gene Ontology annotation, cellular component: nucleus. The record is from RefSeq and is a predicted model, not a curated record. Gene Ontology annotation, biological process: regulation of DNA-templated transcription.